Branchiostoma belcheri (Belcher's lancelet) is the source of this 1663-nucleotide messenger RNA. Its product is annotated as dual adapter for phosphotyrosine and 3-phosphotyrosine and 3-phosphoinositide-like. NCBI's taxonomy places the organism in Eukaryota, Metazoa, Chordata, Leptocardii, Amphioxiformes, Branchiostomatidae. The record is from RefSeq and is a predicted model, not a curated record. Bases 71 to 820 code for a protein of 249 amino acids. The transcript has 9 exons.
AGACCCGUAACAGAGCCUGUAACCUAGAUUACGUCGAGUUGGCUUACUCACAAAGGAACCGCAAAUUAUCAUGGCCGGGUUACGGAACUUGGAAGUAGAGCAGUUAGAUUGGUACCAUGGGGACUUGUCGCGCCACAUGGCAGAAGCCCUCCUCAUGGCCAAUGCUGAGGAUGGCAGCUACCUUCUCCGCUCCAGUGCCACACGAGUCGGGGAAUAUUCACUCUCUGUCAAGUGCAAAGACUCAGUAAAACACUUCCAGAUAGGAUGGGACGGCAAGCAGUACCAGUUUGGAAUGGGGGUGUUCCAGUCUCUACAAGAGUUUGUCGAGCACUUUGCAAACCAACCACUUAUUGGUGGAGAGUCAGGCAUUCUGACAGCUCUGCGCCACCCCUAUUCCCGCAAUGUGCAUGAGCCCGAUGUUUAUGAUACUGUGACCGUCCACGCAUCACUCGGUCAGCAGGACAGCCUACUGUUAGCUCCAGCUGUAGCUGCCUCCUCUUCAACUAAGACUAUGCCAAUUGCAUCCAAGGAGGGAUAUCUCACAAAGCAGGGGUGGAAUUUUAAGUCCUGGAAGACCAGAUGGUUUGUUCUGAAGGGAAAUGAGAUGAAAUACUUCAGAGCAAGAUUGGACACUGAUGCCUUGAGAGUACUGGAUUUGAACACAUGUACAGGAGUGGCCCCUGACUUCACCCAGAAUAAGUCCAACUGUUUCAGCCUGACAUUCCCAGGACGGACAUUCUACAUGUACGCCAACACCCAAGAGGAGGCCAACGAGUGGAUCAAGCUGCUGAAAUGGAAACUGGAACACAAAGGACAAUGAUCAUACCUGUGCUGAGACCUUCAAGGAUUAUUUUCCAAGAUUUGCAGGAAGAGACAAAAUACAUUCCUCAGAAAGCAGUGUAUUGUUUGCUUGAAGUACGUGGUAGUUCUUUUAUAUAAUCUAGAAGUGCCUUUAUUUAUUAUAUCUGCACUAGGAAACGUCUUUGCUAUGAUGCAGAAAUUAUAAUGAAAUUCUAUUUUUCUUGAUCACAAAUGUAAGCUCAAAGAGCUGUUAAAGAUGGGGGAGGGGGGCAUGAACCACAACCUGAGUGUUUGAGGACAGUGGACCAAUCAAGUUGCUUUUUACAACUUUUAAAAUAAUAGUACCCAAGAUGGUGUUUGUAGGUAGGAGUCACUCUUUGUUUGUUUGUUUUUUGUUAAGAAGUAAGUAUCAUUAUCAAUUCAUUAUUCUGAUGACUGGACAUAUAGCCUUUGUCUACACUGCUAUCACAUACUUGUAGUUUACACUGUUAGUUAACCAUAACUAUAGUCUCCAGUCUAUUAUGAUUUUUAUACGAUUUUCAAUUUUUAUCUUGUCAUGAUAAGGACAUAUCAUUUGAAAUAGAUAGAUGAAUGAAAUAGAUUAGAUAAAUGCACCAGUACCAGCUAUGCACAAGUAGAUUCAGUGAUAUUUCAGUAUGAAAUUUACAUUGUAAAGACAAAUGCAGUUCAAUAACAGCCAUUGUAAUUAAUUAUCAGACUAUAUACACAUGUAUUUCAGUAUUCAAUGAAUCAUAUAUGUAACCUGGACUUUGAAUUCAUUAUUAUGUGCAUGUACACCUUCGAAUUCACAUGUAUGCCUUGUACAUUUCAAGCAUUGUGCACAAUAAAGAACUUGAACUCA